Messenger RNA from Suillus plorans, 3388 nucleotides. RefSeq lists its product as uncharacterized. NCBI's taxonomy places the organism in Eukaryota, Fungi, Basidiomycota, Agaricomycetes, Boletales, Suillaceae. The record is from RefSeq and is a predicted model, not a curated record. The transcript is spliced from 3 exons. The coding region runs from base 224 to 3166 and encodes 980 amino acids. Gene Ontology annotation, cellular component: meiotic nuclear membrane microtubule tethering complex; nuclear envelope. Gene Ontology annotation, biological process: nuclear envelope organization. Gene Ontology annotation, molecular function: protein-membrane adaptor activity.
ACGGAACGCUCUUGAAACAACAUCCUCAUCAUCCUCGUUUUUAACGUGCUAACUGAUAAAAGUUGCAGAUUUUUACCUGCACCGAAACUCAUUUUAAUUACUAGGUUGGCACUAAUCGCAACACGCCAACCGAGUUACGCUUAACCGCACUGUGGAAACGUGUUUGGAGCGUGCUCUUAAUCAAGGUUAACACGCCUCGAAGCAGCCUCACACGGGCUUACAUAUGUCAUUCGCGGGCACACCUCUCGGUCAAGGCAGACGUCUAGAUCACCACACAUUCCUCAACAAGACAAAUCUUGCUAAAGUUCACAAUAAUCCAUCUGCUAGACCCGUCAAUCCUCCCCCAAGUCCACCGCGUUCAAUAACAACAACCUCGUACGCGUACGGAGCCCCAAUAGCAGGCUCCAAAUCACCGAAUAAACCCACAUCAUCUGCAUCCACGGCUGACGCAGCAGACGACGAGACAGCUCUCGUCCGCUACGCCCGCCUAAAGCGCGAGCGGUCACUUCAGCAGUCCCAACCAACGCUCGCUCCCGAGACGUGGAGCGUAAAGGACACUUCUGUUAACAUUGCAAGCGCAUUCAAUCAAGCCGCAUCUACAUUACUCGAGAUGCAUUCCAGCAAUCCCAAUAACGCAUGGGCCUCUGGAUCCCAAACAAACCUCAACGUACCUCGAAGCACAUCUGUCGACUAUGAGAAAGAGACCCACUCUACCAGCAGUCGCCGACUAGCAGCACCUUCGAAUCGUCUUUCACAGCGCAAUAUGCGCAAGACUCUCUCAAAGCAGGACUCCAAUAUGACCCAUGUGUCCGACUCCGAAGGCGAAGACAAUCAAGAGUCCCAAGAACGUGACCGCAGUGCUCGCGGGAAGAGCCCCUUUGAGCAGGUCGUCGACGUUUCUAAGCGCGCCCUGACGUCCGCAACUUCCUUUUACAUGCGUCCCCGCUCAACCGAGCCAGCGGAUAUCUCAGCUGCCAAUACAACGACAAAUGGCAGAGACUCCAGUUAUGACUACGCAUCAGAGGAGCAAGAGUAUCAAGAGACAAUGCGACAAAAGCUAACUCGUGAGCAACAAGAGCAGUCCGCUUCCAAGAGGCCCGCACUCAGCCACAAGCGGAACCGGAUGUCCGCUGAUAACAAGGCGUAUCAGCCCUCACAAUCUGAUAUGGAAGGGGACUCUGACGAUGUUUCCGACGACGGGCGGAAAAGAAAAAGAAAAAUUAAGAAAAAGGAUUUAGGUGGAGGUCCUCUGACGACGCUGCCAGUGGCAGGCUACGACAGGCGACGGAAGAAGAAGAGGGGCAGCAAGACUAAUGUUGAGGGUGAAGAAGAUGACAGUAGUAGCGGAAGUGAGCAGCGCUCUUCGGCUCAGCAUGGGUCAGCCACCCGCUCUGUGCCUCCGCCUUCAAGGUCCUCGAUACCUCGCGGAUCUGUCCCUCCCCAUUCCGAUGAUCCAACUGACCUCGAAGUGGGGCUUGACUCCAUUCCUGAGAUGGAUGAGCCUCCAGUUGUGGACGGCUUCUCCAACACAUCUGACAUGCCAUCACGAUCAUUCUCGGUCGGAGGUCUCUUGGGCCUAGCUGUGAACCGUAUUGUACGGCUCCUUCUGGGUAUCUUCGCUUGGGCUAUACGCAUUAUCAGCCUCCUGUCCCUCAUUCUUGGCCGCAUAUUUGGGUCGAUAUUCGACAUCAUCUUCAUGCGUCCAGCCUCCUUUUUCUCACGUAUCAAUGCGGGACCAUUCAUCACCCUUGCCAGAUACCUUUUCGUCGCUGCUGCUCUCUAUGCCACUUGGCAUCAGUUCUACGACCCCAUCCUUCAAAUGCUACCCAUUCGCUCACCGCAACGCCAAUAUUACGCACCCGACACGCCGAUCGCGAAUCUUGAUGAACUUAGUGCUAGGCUUCAAAAUAUCGAAGUUGCUCUGUCUGGUCUUUCCCUUGACCAACAACGCGCUCGUGCGCAGCAAGAUCUCGAGGCUCGUGCACAUGGAGACGUCGUCAACCGAAUUUUUGCUCUCGAGGCGCGCAUUCGUGACGAGGCCAAGCGUAUUUCCGACACUGAAGUUCAUCUCAAAACAUCUUCGAGUCAAGGUCUCGUUGACCUUAGACGGGAAGUUGAAGCCCUGCAUUCUCAGCUAAGUGCUGUGGAACAUGCGCCCAGGGAGACUGCGAUUACAAUGCCAUCUCUUGUCAACGACGAAGAAGCACGGGCUAAGUUGAGAAUUCUGGAGGAGCGGCUUGGAGGCAUCGAGGGUGGCGUAAAGGAUGCCCUGGAGCAAGCCAAAAACGCUGCACGUGCUCCAGUCAACGAACCCGCUGGCCCAGCUUGGUGGUCCAAACUGGCAUCCACUGUUGGCACCGGUGCUGGUCUUACCAUCAAGUCCACGGAUGGCUCUGAUGUCACUUCACUCAUAUCCCAGCUCGUCGACAACGCCGUUGCGCGGUAUGGGACUCAGGAUAUUAUUUCUCGUCCUGAUUUCGCGCUUCAUUCGGGUGGUGCACGUCCAAUUCCCCAUCUUACGAGUGGUACGCUUGAGUUGCGGCCAAGCACACUGCGAGGGCAGAUCCUGGGUCUUAUUACUGGGCAUGGGUAUGAAGUUGGCCGAUCACCAAUAACCGCUUUGCAUCAAGAUUUGCAUAGCGGGAACUGCUGGCCCAUGGCCGGGCCUUACGGUCAAUUGGGCGUGAUGCUGGCAUUCCCUACCAUCAUCUCUGAUAUCACCAUUGACCACGUUGCCAAGGAAGUCGCGUUCGAUCUUAGCACGGCUCCAAAAGACAUGGAGGUAUGGGGCCAAGUAGAGGGCAACGAUAAUCUAGAAAAAGUUGCAGCAUGGCGCGCAGAACAAGCUGCGCGACGAGAGGCUGCCAAUGAGGCUGGUGAGGCCGUCUCUGACGCGGAUCUUGAGGACGACUAUCCGGCUACGCUCCCCAGUGACGUUUCGUUCAUCCGCCUUGCAUCGUUCACGUAUGAUAUUUACGCGCCUUCAAACAUCCAAACCUUCCCCGUGCGUCAGGAAGUCCGCGAUCUCUCUCUGGAUUUCGGUAUCGUGGCGCUUGUGAUGAAAAAUAAUUGGGGCAAAGACGGGUAUACGUGUUUGUACCGCUUACGCGUACACGGUGAACGCCCUGGGGGUGGCUCAUUACCGUUUCCUACUGAAAACUCAUGACAGUGAUGACUUAGAAGUAAGCGAUUGUGGUGUACAUAUGAUAUAAUCGGUCUUUUAUUUUUUUGGAGUCGUUACUUGUGCUAUGGUUACUAUUUUAUCUCUUUUAUUUGUCGUAUGGUCUACGUUGAAAUCAAAGCAUUUCCCCGAGUAUCUGGUUUCUCGUCGUCUCCCGAUAAACCGGGUAUAUGCUACUUGAUUUUUGGUACACGUGACCUUGACGCG